This is a messenger RNA of Ostrea edulis (European flat oyster), 588 nucleotides long. Its product is annotated as receptor-type tyrosine-protein phosphatase alpha-like. The record is from RefSeq and is a predicted model, not a curated record. Gene Ontology annotation, molecular function: protein tyrosine phosphatase activity. Gene Ontology annotation, biological process: protein dephosphorylation. Bases 34 to 588 code for a protein of 184 amino acids. The transcript has 5 exons. NCBI's taxonomy places the organism in Eukaryota, Metazoa, Mollusca, Bivalvia, Ostreida, Ostreidae.
UCCCAGACAUUUACAAAUGCAGCUGGAUUAAUCAUGACACAGGCGCCCCUGUCUGACACGGAGGUGGAUGUAUGGAGAUUAUGUAUGGACCACGAGAUUGAUGCUAUGGUGGUUCUACAUCAGCUUGACGAGGAAAAUAAGUGGCUCCCAGGAAGAGGGUCAUCUUUGUCUUGUCCGCCAUUUACUGUUACCAUCGGAAAUACAGGAAGCAGACUGGAUGACGUAAAUCAAGAUAGGCUGGUUAUUUCAAACAAUGAGCAAACGAGGAGAAUGGAUAUCUACCAAGUACCAUUUGAAAGUGACACCUCUGUUCUAAAGGGGGUAGAGCUACUUUUAGAAACUGAGAAGAACCCAACGUUUACUUUUGUCGUAAUCAGCAAGGACAGUGCCGGACCAACGGGGAUUUUCUGUGUUUUACACAACGCCCUACAACAGCUUCGUAUCGACGGGGAAGUGGACAUUUUUACAACGGUCAGGCAGUUACAGAUUAGAAGAACGGAGGUCAUCACAAAGCUGGAGGAAUAUAAAAGGUGUUAUCAAUUAGUGUCACAGUCAACAGCUGCAGAAGGAAUAUAUGCCAAUAUGUGA